CCAGUUCUUGGGGUUGUGAUAUACAAAUGCAAUGUAACCUUUCUCCCAACACACAGCUUAAUUCAUUGUUUAACCUGUACUACAGAAAAGUCAUAAAAAUAUAAGGCGUGAAUAUUCGGAGACUGGCACGCUUUCAAUGCUUAUGAUGAGCGUCAUUUUGUGUCAAACGCCCCUGACUGUCUAAUUGUAAUAUAAAAAGAGAGACAGCAGGCCAGACUGUUCUGACUGAUGAUGUAUAUGUUAUUUUGAAGUACCACUCCCCCACUCCAUUGGCAUUUAAAAACCAAUAACGAAAAGAAAAAAAAAGAAGAGAAAUGCCUUGACUUCUCUGCCUAUAAAAUGUUGUGAGCGUGAAUUAAUUACCACGAACAGCAAUGUAAACAAUCAGAAAAGAACUAUAUCUAAACCAAAUUGUGCCAUUUCAUUUUUCGAGAUACAUAAUAUUACAAAGAUAAUAUACUAUCCCUCUAAUUCUCAGUAGAAACAGACAAAGCGGGAUUGAUGCUAAACGUAUCAUUUCUUUUUCUUAUAAUUCGUACAAAAGAUCGUUUUCAUCAACAUGAUCUUUUUUCAGAUUACUUACUUUCUAGCGAGCCCCGGUCGGCAGAGUUGGCAGAGAUCAUACCGAGCAACAUUCAAAGGCGUGGGGCAAGAAGUCAAUUUCGAAGAACAAACAACGGUGCAGCUAGAGGAGAAGGCCGUGUCCGUCUUUAUACAAACGGACAAAGCAAUCUACAAAUUUGGCCAAAGGGUCCAAUUCAGAGUGCUCGUUACGACCAUGGAUCUGAAGCCUGUGACAAAGGAGCCUGUAGACAUCAUUAUUGAGGACCCAAAGCGAAACCGGAUCUGGCAGCGACUUGGAGUGACUGACCUCAAUGGUUACGGUGUUCUAGACGACCUGGCCCUACAGCUCGCCGACCGAGCUCUCAAAGGAAUGUGGACUAUCAAGGUCUCAGUUUUGGGUACAGAACAGACAAAAGAAUUUGAGGUGGACGAUUAUGUGUUGCCGAAGAUUGAAGUGGAGAUCCAGGCCCCUAAAUUCGGCGUCGAUUACCACUCUAUCCUGGAGAUCACAGUCAAGGCCAC
This is a messenger RNA of Aplysia californica (California sea hare), 1086 nucleotides long. RefSeq names its product CD109 antigen. The record is from RefSeq and is a predicted model, not a curated record. Gene Ontology annotation, molecular function: endopeptidase inhibitor activity. NCBI's taxonomy places the organism in Eukaryota, Metazoa, Mollusca, Gastropoda, Aplysiida, Aplysiidae.